Bufo bufo (common toad) is the source of this 4691-nucleotide messenger RNA. Its product is annotated as up-regulator of cell proliferation-like. The transcript has a single exon. NCBI's taxonomy places the organism in Eukaryota, Metazoa, Chordata, Amphibia, Anura, Bufonidae. Gene Ontology annotation, molecular function: GTP binding. The coding region runs from base 36 to 4691 and encodes 1551 amino acids. The record is from RefSeq and is a predicted model, not a curated record.
GAAAGGCUUUUGGAGACCUUGUGAGGGAUCUGGACAUGGAGAAGUUAUUACACACCAAGCUGACGUUGAGGGAUGCUCUGUGCAUUGGACCACAGGCUCUAAAAGACUGCAAGCCUCAAAAGAAGGAGGAAAUAGGCUGGAGUGUCCUGAGGAAGAUCAUGUCUCUCAACAUUACUGCGAGAAACACUUUGGUUGAUGUCUCUCGUUCUGAAUCAGAGGCCUUUGCAGAAAAUGAUCUUAUUGCCACCUUAAACAUCCCAGAGGCAGUAAAGACUCCUUCUAUCCACCCACUCGAUGUUAUCUGUGUUCUUCUUCAUUGCUCAGACAGGUUUCUACAACAAGAGAUUAUAACAAAGAUGUCCAUGUGUCAGUUUGCUGUUCCUCUGCUGCUGCCCCCUGGUGAUGGUCCUAAUGGCACCCUCAUGCUUUGGGCAUUAAAAGACAUUGUGAAGAAAUGGAGACCUGAGAUAUUAACAGACAGUAAAGGGUUCAGAGAAGACAACAUUGUGAAUAUUGACAUGCCAAUCUUUUCAUUUGUCAGACUUGGGAAAAACAAGUUAUCCAAAUCCAAAACCCUUAACCACAUUCUGAAUCCAGAACAACAACAUCACGAUUUCUUUAUACAUGACAACAUGGAGGGAGGGAAUAUGGAGAGGAAGAUAUCUGAAGGGCUGGUGGAAAUGUCCUGGUACUUUCCUUCUGGUAAAUCUGAUAUCUAUCCUGAACCCAUUGCAGUAACCAAUCUACGUGGAGACCUGGAGUCAAACUGGGAAUCCUUCUUGUUCUUGACUCACGUCUCCUCAGUUGUGUUCAUCUUUAUUGAAAAUAUCUGUGAACGAGAAAUCCAAAGGCUAUCAUCUUGUAUGGACUUGAAAACUAAGUUUGUCUUCAUUCUUACACCAGGCCCCAACAAACAUGUUAUCAGAGAGACGGUCAUAUUUCUACAGGAUCUUUUACCUUUUCUAAACUGUGAUGCCACAUGUGUUCUUGUGAAGAAUGAAAAUGAGAAUGAAGCUUCCAUGACCAAAAAAAUUCAAAGAAAGAUUGAACAGAUUUUAAAAAGUCAUCAUGAAACGGUUAAAUUGAGGGACAUUUCCAAAGGGAUCUCAGAACUUUCUUUGGUUACAGAUGAAGAUUCAUCAGAAUGUCAGAAAGCAAGUGGGUUUGCUCACAAGAUCAUCAAAGAAAUCCAAGACAUAGCUGAUUACAAGAAGAAGACCAUGAAAUUACAGAGAGAACUUUGGAAGGAAUUGUCUAAGUUAGAGAAAGAAUGCUGCAGAAUGAAGAAACAAGGAGACAAAGAUCCACAAAAAUAUCAGUCUGAACUGUUACAAAGACACAAUGCACUUCAUAAAGAGCAGUAUCAGCAGCAAACACCAAGUGGUAUAAAACUGUUUACUGAAGCCAUGACUGAUAGGUCACAGGUAGAAAAACACUAUUUCCUUAAGUGGAUGAAACUGAGGCUCGAUACAAAUGCUCGAGGCAAUCUGUCUACUCUACAGGCCAAAUACAAGGAGAAAAUAGCCACUAAAUCAUAUAGUCCAGAAGAGCUCAAGGAACUGGAUCAAAAGAUGUCUGAUAGCUCGCUUGGGAUUGAGCACUUCUUGCGGGAGCUGGGGCAGUUCUAUGAAGCUGAAUGUUCAGUGGUAAAACAAAAUGUAAUUAACCAGGACCAGAAGAAAUAUUAUAAUCUACCAGAAAUCGCUGCAGACCUGCUUCUGGAUGGCUUCCCAUUGGAGCUGAUUGAUGGAGAUGCCUCCAAUAUUCCUUUACAGUGGAUAACUGAUGUCCUAAAUGAGCUGGAUAAGAAGACUGGAGGACAAUGCAGGAUGAAAGUGAUAACUGUGCUGGGGGUGCAGAGUACAGGGAAGUCCACCCUUCUCAACACCAUGUUUGGUCUUCAGUUUCCCGUAGCCAGUGGACGCUGCACACGAGGGGCCUUCAUGACCCUUAUUAAGCUGGAAGAAGGUUUCCAGAAAGAGAUGGACUGUAAUUUUAUUCUAGUGGUUGACACUGAAGGAUUAAAAGCUCCUGAAUUGGCUUCUCUGGAGGGCAGCUAUGAACAUGACAAUGAAUUAGCCACAUUAGUGGUUGGGUUGAGUGACAUCACCAUAGUCAACAUGUCCAUGGAAAAUACAUCAGAAAUGAAAGAUAUUUUACAGAUAGUGGUCCAUGCAUUUCUAAGGAUGAAAGAACUUGGCAAGAAGCCGAGCUGUCAGUUUGUCCAUCAGAAUGUGAGUGAUGUGUCUGCCUUUGAGAAGAAUAUGAGAGACAGGAAGAAACUUCUGGACCAAUUGAAUGAAAUGACAAAUAUUGCAGCAAAAAUGGAGAUGAGAGAUGGCAUCAAAAAUUUCAAUGAUGUGAUGGACUACGAUAUUGAAAAACACAACUGGUACAUUCCUGGGCUAUGGCAGGGGGACCCGCCAAUGGCUCCAGUAAAUCUUGGCUACAGUGCAAGUGUCUUUGAACUGAAGAAAUAUUUGUUUGAAUCUAUGAAAACCCUUAAAUCUCAUCAAAAAGCAUCUAACAUCCCUAAUUUUAUUACCUGGAUAGAAAGCUUGUGGAAAGCUGUGAAACAUGAGAAAUUCAUUUACAGUUUCAGAAACAGUCUGGUGGCCAAAGCUUACAAUAAAUUAACCACGGAGUACAUAAACUGGGAAUGGGAAUUUUUAAAAAGAAUCCAUGACUGGUCGAUCAGAAUGGAAAAUCUUAUUAAAAAUCAAUCUACAGAAGUAUCUGAAAAGAACAAGAGUGAGCUCCAGGAUAUUCUACUGGAGGAAGAAAAUAAAAUGAUGGCAGCAUUAGAAAAGUAUUUUGAUAAUUCUGGAGAUGCUAAUCUCAUGGAAAGGUACAGAGAAGAGUUCCAAAGAGAUAUAAAAAACCUGCGAAAGGAACAUGGAAGCAUUGCUCUUAACAAAUAUGAUGAAGCGGUUUUCAUUCAGAAAGGAAAGUUGGAAAUUCAGAAUAUUCAGAAUCAAAGUCAGAAGCUUAUUGAAGAGAAAAUAACACAACUCCUGCAAAUCUGUAGAGAGAAAAACCAUGCACUGAGUGACGAAGAAAUCAAACAAGAGUUUGAAGUUAUGUGGACAAAGACCUUGUCAGCUUUACAGCUUAAGCCAUUGAUUAGGCGUGAAGUUGAACAAGUCCUCCUACAACAACUGAAGAAUGACAUGAGCAAUAAAGGCCCUCACAUCAAUGAAAUAUUAAUCAAAAUGAAAAACCUGCUGAAAUAUCAGAAGAUAAAUUUUACAAUAGAUAAAAGCUACAUUGAUCUCUCAUUUUCUCAAAAGGUUUUGUCAGUUUUUAUCCGUGGUGAGCUAUAUGACAAGAUUGGUAGUUUUGCAGCUUCAAUGACUAAGAGGUGUGAAGAAUAUAUCAAAGAAAAGGUCAAUACAUCUGAAAAUUAUGCUGAUGUGUAUUGUAAGGAGUUAUUGCACAUGAUCAAUGAAAAAUUGCAGAGUAAGCAUGUGAAGAACCUUCACUACACAACCCAGUUUGAGUUGGACAUUAAGCUCUUCAUUUUUGGAAAAGCUGCCAAAGAGUUUCAGGAUUUGCAUGAUAAGUUCAUUGAAGAGAACGACCCAAAGCUCUGCCUGGAUAAGCUAAAACCUCAAUAUGUUUCCACAUUUUUAAGUAUAUUAGAAAAAAAAGAUGAAUGCCGGAGCAGGGCGGAAAGGUUCUGUGAUCUCUGCCUCCGACCAGCGUUAACCGAAUAUAUUUUCAAACAUCUUGGUGAAAAAAUAGUAGAUGAUGUUAUGACUGAUUCAGACAAUUUAACCUUUAGUAGCAGAAGUUUCUUCCAAUGCACAGUCUUGGAGAAGCUACUACAAGAAAAUUCAUUUAAAGAAUAUGUUGAAUAUACUAACUCAUACGAAACAUUUUCCAAAUCAUGGAUCUUGAGUUACAUCAUCGACAAAUACCGGAAUCCAUUACGUUUGCAGACUCUGGAAAAAAAUCUUCUCUCAUUUAUUGAUAAAAACAUCAAAGAUGUCCUAAAGGAUGACCGUUGUCUGAGGUCAAACACUGUUCCAGGUUUUUUAAAACAAUUUGUCGAACUGCUGAAAACAGAAUUGGUUAUUCCACAGAAAGAGCUGAAUGUGAUCACUUUCCAUAACACAUUGAAAGUUGGGCAGUUUUCUUCUCAUGUUGAACAGUUCCUCGUGGACACCAAAACGCAAAUCUUAUCAGAGCUGAGGUCCAUGACUAUUAAUUCUGUGCUUUCCAAGUUGACAUUGAAGCCUCAGGAUGAGUUGUUCAGGAAGGUGAUUGGAUGUGGACAUCAGUGUCCAUUCUGUAAAGUCCCCUGUGAGGCCGGAGGAGCUGACCAUAAGGAACACUUUGCAUCUAUUCACAGACCUAACGGUUUGGGAAUGUUCAGAUAUGAAGAAAACAAUUCUCUGGUGACAUAUAUUUGUAGCACGGCUGUUGUGUCUACAACGUGUUUCAAAAAUUCAGACACAGAUUGGAAAUCUCAUCCAUACAAAGAUUAUCGCACUUACUAUCCAAACUGGGCCAUCCAUCCCGACUCCAGCAUGGAGUCCUCAGAUUACUGGAAGUACAUUUUUGCUAAGUUUAAUGAAGAAUUUGCUGAAGAAUAUGAAGCCAAACCAGCUGACCUGCCUGAUGACUGGAGACAUAUUACACGAGAACAAGCUCUUUCCAGCUUAAAGAAAACCUUUAGUAUAAACUAA